GAAAUAAAAACAAGGUUUCGGAUCAACUUUCAUGAAUAUGAUGACUAAUACAGCCUUUAAAUUAGAUAAUCUACUAAGUGAAGAUAUUAAGCAGAAUGAACUCAUGUAUAUUUUUGGUUAGGAAAUACAGAAUGUCGAUUCCUUCCUUCAGUUAAAAGAGACUUUCAUUUGGUUUAGUUACAGAGCCAACAUUCAGUAUGAAGGAAGGGCCAUAUCUGAUCAAGGGUGGGGGUGUUUAAUAAGAGUUGGUUAAAUGAUAGUGGCUAAUUCAUUGAUUAGAGAAAGCACUAAUUCAAAACCUAAUGAUCUCAAAACUAAAAUAAUCUGCUUGUUUGAUGAUAAUCAAUGUUUUUCCACUCUAGCUCCCUUUUCCAUCCAAUAAAUAAUCAAAAGGGCUGAUCUAGUCUAUAAUAUAAAAAUUGGAGAUUGGUAUACUGGUCCCAAGAUCAUGUGUUUAUUGGAAGAUCUCCUUCAAAGUGCUAAGACCAUUAAACAAUUAAAGAUCAUCAACUUUUUGGAACAGUGUGUAAUCGAAAAGCAAAUAGAUUUAUAAUUUAAACAACCUCAACUAUUAAUCAUCCAUGCUAUAAUAGGAAAUAAGGAAUUAGAUCAGUACUUUGUCGCUGAACUUUAAAAGCAUAUGCAGAUUCCUUAAUUUGCAGGGGCAAUAGUUGGCAAAAGCAAAAAAGCCUAUUUCCUCAUAGGAUACUAGAAUAAUUAAGGAAUCGUCAUGGAUCCCCAUUAUGUCUAAGAAAGCAACUUAUUAUAAUUAAAUUCUUAAUUGAAAUGUAUUCCAUUAAAGGAAUUUUCGGGUACAAUUGCACUAUGCUACUAUAUUUCAAAUAGUUAUGAUUAUCAAUAAUUAAAGACAAACUUGAAAGAUCUCAAAGGGUCUAUCUUCAGUAUAAUAGAUGAAACUUGCACAUGUUUUUUUUGA
Messenger RNA from Paramecium tetraurelia, 937 nucleotides. RefSeq lists its product as uncharacterized. Lineage: Eukaryota; Ciliophora; Oligohymenophorea; Peniculida; Parameciidae. Gene Ontology annotation, molecular function: protein-phosphatidylethanolamide deconjugating activity. The record is from RefSeq and is a predicted model, not a curated record. The transcript is spliced from 4 exons.